Xenopus tropicalis (tropical clawed frog) is the source of this 3791-nucleotide messenger RNA. RefSeq names its product 3-hydroxyacyl-CoA dehydratase 2 (gene hacd2). Gene Ontology annotation, biological process: fatty acid biosynthetic process. Gene Ontology annotation, cellular component: endoplasmic reticulum membrane; membrane. NCBI's taxonomy places the organism in Eukaryota, Metazoa, Chordata, Amphibia, Anura, Pipidae. Gene Ontology annotation, molecular function: very-long-chain (3R)-3-hydroxyacyl-CoA dehydratase activity. The record is from RefSeq and is marked validated.
UACAGUCCCCCUCAGGCAUCCCGCUGCUCUACCCGCAGCCGUGUAUUUGCACCGUGUGCGCUGUGCGUGUAGCCUUUGCCAGUCAGUUCUUUGUGUAUCUUGUCUCUUAGUUUAUUGGCGCUCUCCGGGUUGUCAGUCCGGCCCCGCCCAUCUGUCAGUUCGACUCCGCCCUAGGCCAGAGAGCUGCCAAUCACCGUAUCGCUGCCCUGAGAGCGUUUCCCAUCAUCCUGCUUGUUUCCAGGCUCCUCAUUGGCUGAGACUGGAGCUGAAGGAGCAGCAGACAUGCCGACCCCGCCCACUGCAAGUGCCAGACCUGCUGAGAAUGGAGGCCAGAGGAAGAGGAGGGGCCCCGGAGCCUUGGCAACCGCUUACCUGGUCAUUUACAACGUUGUCAUGACAGCGGGGUGGCUGGUUAUAGCGGUCGGCUUGGUGCGCACCUACCUCACCAAGGGCAGUUACCACAAUCUCUACUACUCCAUAGAGCGGCCCCUCAAGUUCUUCCAGACCGGCGCUUUGCUAGAGAUUGGCCACUGUGCGGUGGGGAUCGUGCCUUCGUCCGUGGUGCUUACGGCUUUCCAGGUGAUGUCUCGGGUUUUCCUGACAUGGGCAGUGACCCACAGUGUGAGAGAGGUGCAGAAUGAGGACUCGGUGCUGCUGUUUGUUGUGGCCUGGACUAUCACAGAGAUUAUCCGCUAUUCCUUCUACACCUUCAGCCUCCUCAACCACCUGCCUUAUAUCAUCAAGUGGGCCAGGUACACGCUGUUUAUUGUUCUUUACCCCAUGGGGGUAACUGGGGAGCUGCUGACAAUCUACGCGGCGCUGCCGACAGUGAAGAAGACGGGACUUUACUCCAUCAGCCUCCCCAAUAAAUACAACUUCUCCUUCGAUUACUACACCUUCCUCAUCCUCGUCAUGAUGUCCUACAUCCCCAUCUUUCCCCAGCUCUAUUUCCACAUGUUCCACCAGCGGAGGAAAGUCAUUACAGCCGAGCACAAGAAAUCCGAUUAAUCUGCGCCCCAGAACCCCCCCAGUUUCUUCUUGGUUCCCUUUCUGUUAUCUCUCUUUCCCUCCGACCUUCAGAGACCCAAGUGCUGCUGCCGGUGUCGCCUGAGAGCAAGUGGAUCAGGUAACACUGGUGCCGGAAUGGACUAACCCCGUGCUCUCACAGCAUGUACCAUGGACAGGCCCCGCCCCCUGUCAGAGCUUUUGGCUCCUCCCACCUUUUGUACCCGCCAGUGCCUGGCACCGAGUGGCUGAACUCUGAUUCCUCGGCACGGGGCCCUCCCUCUAUCAGGGACGUGAGACCGGGCCCCAAGGCUGCAGCUGGUGCUUCAUGGGCAUUAUUAACCCUUUGUGGGAGGUGGGCCGUGCAGUGAGUGCUGCUAUCCCUUUAACUCUUUAAUGGUCUGUGUAUGAAUAGUGACUAAACUCAGUCUCUGCAGCCGGUUCUGUGAGUCCAACGACCCAGGGUUUAUAGGGUUACAGCUGGCACCCCUAUACAAGCACCCCAAAACUUGAUGAGUGUUUAGUAAAAGUGUUUUAUUGGUCCCCAGACUGGGCAGGGAAUGUGCCAAUGCCAGGGGGGCAGCGGGGAUAAUGUUACCGUUACAUGCAGAUGGCUUAGUGGGUCCCUGUAACCCCCCCCCCCACACACACACACAGGAGAGAAAGUGAUUGGCUGAUUACAGAGGAACAUGGCGCCUUCACUUGUCUCUAUAGAAACUGCACUGGAACUGCGCCCGAUCCCUCAGUAACAGGACCCUUAUUUACAGAUUAAUACUCCCACAUUAAUACCCGGGUCACACGGGCCGGCUGCUCCCUCUCUGGGCCAAUGCACUGAUCCGAUCAGCAGAGACAGGGGCUUGUUCUAUUGUUCUGUGCAUGGUUUGGUACCGGCAGUAACCGCAUGUGUCUAUCUGCCCCCCCAUGUAAGGAUAGGUCCCCCCAUCAGUAGGGUUUAUAUGCCCCCCCCCCCCCCCUUGUGCUUAUAGGCAGAGGCCUUCGAAUCAGUAAGGUUUCUAUGCCCCCCCUGUGUGUAUGGGCAGGGGUCUCCCCAUCAGUAACGUUUAUAUGCCCCCCGUUUGGCAGGGUCCCCAUCAGUUUAUAUGCCCCCCCGUGUGUGUGUAUGGGCAGGGGUCUCCCCAUCAGUAAGGUUUCUAUGCCCCCCCUGUGUGUAUGGGCAGGGGUCUCCCCAUCAGUAAGGUUUCUAUGCCCCCCCUGUGUGUAUGGGCAGGGGUCUCCCCAUCAGUAACGUUUAUAUGCCCCCCCCGUGUGUGUGUAUGGGCAGGGGUCUCCCCAUCAGUAAGGUUUCUAUGCCCCCCCUGUGUGUAUGGGCAGGGGUCUCCCCAUCAGUAAGGUUUAUAUGCCCCCCCAUGUAUAUGGGCAGGGGUCUCCCCAUCAGUAAGGUUUCUAUGCCCCCCCUGUGUGUAUGGGCAGGGGUCUCCCCAUCAGUAAGGUUUCUAUGCCCCCCCUGUGUGUAUGGGCAGGGGUCUCCCCAUCAGUAAGGUUUCUAUGCCCCCCCAUGUAUAUGGGCAGGGGUCUCCCCAUCAGUAAGGUUUCUAUGCCCCCCCCUGUGUGUACGGGCAGGGGUCUCCCCAUCAGUAAGGUUUCUAUGCCCCCCUGUGUGUAUGGGCAGGGGUCUCCCCAUCAGUAAGGUUUCUAUGCCCCCCCAUGUAUAUGGGCAGGGGUCUCCCCAUCAGUAAGGUUUCUAUGCCCCCCCAUGUAUAUGGGCAGGGGUCUCCCCAUCAGUAAGGUUUCUAUGCCCCCCCCCCCCAUGUAUAUGGGCAGGGGUCUCCCCAUCAGUAAGGUUUCUAUGCCCCCCCAUGUAUAUGGGCAGGGGUCUCCCCAUCAGUAAGGUUUCUAUGCCCCCCCCCCCAUGUAUAUGGGCAGGGGUCUCCCCAUCAGUAAGGUUUCUAUGCCCCCCCAUGUAUAUGGGCAGGGGUCUCCCCAUCAGUAAGGUUUAUAUGCCCCCCCCCAUGUAAGGUUUAUAUGUUUAUAAAUCAGUAAGUGGGGAUUUAAUUCCAUUUCCCUUAAUUAAAGGUGCAAGAGAUUUUUCUCUCAGUUAAAGGGAGUUAUUCCCCCCCCCCCCAGGCUUAGGAACCCCGGGUAUGUAUCUGCGUGUGUCAUUCCCUGUGGCCCCAAAGUGCAAAGUCUGGGGGAGUCAGGGAGGUUGCCCUGCGCUCUCCUCCUGCACAUUGAUUGGCCGGUACCUGGGGGAGGGGCACCUCUGUGUGUAAGAGCUGUGUGCAUUGUCACUAGGGCAGCUGUAUGUGUUGGUGCCCAAGGCAAGCAGUAUGGUAGCUCUCCCUUGGCCCCUCGCUUGCACUCUCACAGCUGCUGAAUGGGAAUGAGCCCCUCUGCACUGAAUAGGUCAGUUUCCCCUUUAAUUCAUGGGCAGAAAGAGCAGUCACUUGUCUGUACUGGGACUGCCCAUGGGUUUCUCAGGCUUACUGGUGUGACAUCAUCAGGGUGUGACAUCAUCUUAGUAUGACAUCAUUUUAUAGAAUGCGGGCCGGAAACAUACGGGUUUGGAUACUGUGUCCCACUCCAAGAAGUGCUGGGGGCUGACACGGAGCAGUGUGGCCCUCGGACAUCUCGGGGCCCCUCAUUACAAGAGAAAUCUAUGAAGGUGAAUGUGGCGUUUGCGCAUGUGACCUGAUUAACCUAACGAGUUGGGAUUUCAGUUACUAAUUGGGUUCUGUGCCUCUUUGUGUUUGAUGGGAACAAAUUGCUUGUGUUCUUGCACCCCCAGAAUGGCUUGUAAAGGGCAAAUAAAGGAUUUUAUGAGUAAA